AUGCAGUGCAGCCCCCAGCUGACCUCCGUCCUCCAAGAUGAGUGUGGGUCAGGGCCGCUGAGGGAGGACGGGGCUCCCGGGCUGCGGGAAGGUUGGGCAAGCAACCUCCAGGGUAGAAGCUGGAGGCUGGGCAGCUGUGGGGCGGGGGACCAUUGCCGCCUGUCCCCUGGCAGGUUCCACAUGGGCGUGGCGGGCGACGGCGGAGGCUACACGGUGGAGGUGAGCAUCAACGACUAUCUGGAUAUCUACUGCCCACACUACGGGGCCCCUCUGCCACCAGCGGACCGCAUGGAGCACUACGUGCUGUACAUGGUCAACGGCGAGGGUCACGCAUCCUGUGACCAUCGGCAGCGUGGCUUCAAGCGCUGGGAGUGCAACCGGCCCGCAGCGCCCGGCGGGCCACUCAAGUUCUCCGAGAAAUUCCAGCUCUUCACGCCCUUCUCUCUGGGUUUUGAGUUCCGUCCUGGCCACGAGUACUACUACAUUUCUGCCACACCUCCCAACGCUGUGGACCGGCCCUGCCUGCGGUUGAAGGUUUAUGUACGGCCGACUAAUGAGACCCUGUAUGAGGCCCCCGAACCCAUCUUCACCAGUAACAAUUCCUGCAGUGGCCUGGGCAGCUGCCACCUCUUCCUUAGCACCGUCCCUGUGCUCUGGACCCUCCUGGGCUCCUAGUCCUGAUCCUGAAGGAUGCUGGCCCCACCAGGACCCACUUACACCUGCGACCUCAGCCCUGCCCAUGACCACAGCCGCCUCCGAGACCAAAUAGACGCUGCUUCUCCCUGGUGGUGCUGCCCACUGGAGGGGCAGCCAGGACCCCCCCCCCCGACACCCAAGGGGGACUGGGAUGGCCCCAGGCCUGGCCACCUUCCUCCAGAGGGACUGCUGAGGAACCCCGGCCCUUCUUGGCAAUUGUUCUUUUGUGUGUUUUCAUGGUUGGAUAGGAAAGACUUUGUGUUUUUUAACUUAAUUUAUUCCCCACUGUUGCCGGUGACUUUGGGAAACAGAAUUAAUGAGGGUAAGGGGACACUGGACCGGCCUGCUCCUGUGCUCCACAAAUGCUGGCCGACCCUCAGGCACCCUGGGACAAGCAAGCCUGAGCCAGAAGAAGGCAGCAGUGUGAACCACGAGAAGGCAGCAGUAUGAACCCCCUAGUCGUGGUCUAGGGGACAUCAGGCCUCCAUCUCAGCGCCCUCCCCCCCAUUCUUGGGGGGAUUAUUUUCCAGCCACGGUUGAGCCACAGCUGUCCCCUCCAACUCUCAGAACCACUUUGGCUAGCCUGUGCAAACAAGCCCCCUUCUCCCCGUCCCCCACACCUGGGCCCUCCAUCCCGCACUACCAUCUCAUUUCUAGGGCUGGAAAGACGUUAUAUUUCUGUAAAUAGAACCAGCAAGUAUAUACUGUGAUUUAUUUUUAAUGUAUUCCUGAGGAUGGACUGGAAAUCUUGGUUUGUUUGUUCUUUUUUUUUUUUUCUUCAACCUUUUGUCAGGGGGGAG
This is a messenger RNA of Dipodomys ordii (Ord's kangaroo rat), 1496 nucleotides long. It is a transcript of the gene Efna2, whose product is annotated as ephrin-A2. Gene Ontology annotation, cellular component: plasma membrane. The transcript is spliced from 4 exons. Lineage: Eukaryota; Metazoa; Chordata; Mammalia; Rodentia; Heteromyidae. The coding region runs from base 1 to 675 and encodes 224 amino acids. The record is from RefSeq and is a predicted model, not a curated record. Gene Ontology annotation, biological process: osteoclast differentiation; axon guidance; ephrin receptor signaling pathway. Gene Ontology annotation, molecular function: ephrin receptor binding.